Molecule: messenger RNA, 2026 nt
Organism: Solanum stenotomum
Lineage: Eukaryota; Viridiplantae; Streptophyta; Magnoliopsida; Solanales; Solanaceae
Product: high affinity nitrate transporter 2.4-like
Exons: 2
Coding region: 62-1654 (530 amino acids)
Biological process (GO): cellular response to nitrate; nitrate transmembrane transport
Cellular component (GO): plant-type vacuole membrane; plasma membrane
Molecular function (GO): nitrate transmembrane transporter activity
Source: RefSeq, a predicted model, not a curated record
UCUUAACACAUUUUAAUCAAUAUUUUUAUAAAAUUAAUCAGUUAUUUCCUUAAUCAAAGAAAUGGCUGAUGUAGAAGGAUCACCGGGGAGUUCUAUGCAUGGAGUCACCGGAAGAGAGCCCGUUCUCGCUUUCUCGGUGGCUUCUCCGAUGGUGCCUACUGACACCACCGCCAAGUUUUCAGUACCGGUUGAUACUGAACACAAGGCUAAACAAUUUAAAUUUUAUUCGUUUUCAAAACCUCAUGGCCUAACGUUCCAGCUCUCCUGGAUUUCUUUUUUUACUUGUUUCGUUUCGACUUUUGCUGCUGCACCUUUAGUCCCUAUUAUUAGGGACAACCUUAAUUUGACUAAAAUGGAUGUUGGUAACGCUGGGGUUGCUUCCGUUUCCGGAAGUAUUUUGUCUAGGCUUGCUAUGGGUGCGGUUUGUGAUUUGUUGGGUCCCAGGUAUGGGUGUGCUUUUCUUAUCAUGUUGUCAGCCCCAACUGUUUUUUGUAUGUCCUUUGUUUCGUCCGCUGGUGGCUACGUAGCUGUCCGGUUCAUGAUUGGGUUUUCACUCGCCACAUUUGUGUCGUGUCAAUAUUGGAUGAGUACUAUGUUUAAUAGUAAGAUUAUUGGGCUAGUGAACGGAACAGCUGCUGGAUGGGGUAAUAUGGGUGGCGGUGCAACUCAACUCAUUAUGCCACUUCUUUAUGAUAUAAUUCGAAGGGCGGGUGCAACUCCGUUCACUGCUUGGAGAAUUGCAUUUUUUAUUCCUGGAUGGCUACAUGUAGUCAUGGGUAUUUUAGUGUUGACUCUUGGCCAAGAUUUACCCGACGGAAAUCGUAGCGAUUUACAGAAGACGGGUACUGUUACUAAAGAUAAAUUCGGUAACAUAUUGUGGUAUGCUGCAACAAACUACAGGACAUGGAUCUUUGUCCUUCUCUACGGAUACUCUAUGGGAGUUGAACUGUCUACAGACAACGUGAUUGCUGAGUACUUCUUCGACAGGUUUGAUCUAAAGCUUCACACAGCGGGAAUCAUUGCAGCGACAUUUGGUAUGGCUAACCUUUUAGCUCGUCCAUUCGGAGGAUUUUCUUCUGAUUAUGCAGCCAAGAAAUUCGGUAUGAGAGGGAGACUUUGGGUUUUAUGGAUUUUACAAACACUCGGAGGAGUAUUUUGUGUUCUUUUGGGUCGUUCAAAUUCCCUACCAAUUGCUGUAACAUUCAUGAUCCUUUUCUCAAUCGGAGCUCAAGCUGCUUGUGGUGCAACUUUCGGUAUUAUUCCCUUCAUUUCUCGACGAUCAUUAGGAAUUAUAUCUGGAAUGACUGGGGCAGGUGGGAAUUUUGGUUCUGGAUUGACACAAUUGUUGUUUUUCACGAGCUCAAAGUACUCAACAGCGACAGGGCUAACUUACAUGGGACUGAUGAUCAUAGGAUGCACCCUUCCUGUUACAUUUUGUCAUUUCCCACAAUGGGGAAGCAUGUUUUUCCCACCAACAAAAGAUCCAAUCAAGGGAAGUGAAGAACAUUAUUAUACUUCAGAGUACACUGAGGCCGAGAGGCAAAAAGGUAUGCACCAAAAUGCCUUGAAAUUCGCCGAAAAUAGCCGAUCGGAGCGUGGCAAGCGUGUGGGCUCCGCACCUACUCCACCAAAUUUGACGCCAAAUCGCGUUUGAUGAUCUUUCUAAGGGAUUGAUGAUGGUGAAUCUCUGAUUUAAUUGAAGAUUCAAUGUACUGAGUCGUCUCAAUAAGCAAAAUCUAUCCUGAUUUUUCUUUUUUCUUUUUUGGUUUUUUUGCUUUUCUUAAAUGAUGUUGCUUUCGAGACAAAUACCUUGAAUCCACUAAGGUGUAUGCUUUUUUUUUUUUUAAUGAAGUAUAUAUAAUAUAUUACUCAUUGUGUAUGUUUUCUAUUGCUUUUUUCAAAAGAAUAUUCUAUGGCCAAUGGUGGUUGUUUUUUAGUGUGUAGAUUCAAAAGUGUAUUAAUAAUAAAACUUUUGACUUCUAAGAAGGGCCCACAUCAUUUAUUCCAGUUGGUUUAUAGAAGUUUC